GGAGGAGCUCUUCUGCACAAGGAGGAAGCGGCGCACGGCGGAGCAGGGUGGAGGAAGUACCGGGGCCGGAGUGACAUCGCUAACCCCUCGCACAUCAUGUCUGUGAACCUCAGCAAGAAUGGAGCCGCCCUGCAGGCCGCCUACAAGGACGUGGUGGACGGGAAGACGAAGACUGACUGGGCUCUCUUCACGUAUGAAGGCAACAGCAACGACAUCAGACUGGCAGGGACCGGAGAUGGAGGCCUGGAAGAACUUGUGGAUGAGCUGAGCAGCGGUAAAGUCAUGUAUGCCUUCUGCCGAGUGCAAGACCCCAACUCUGGUCUCCCCAAAUAUGUCCUUAUUAACUGGACAGGGGAAGGGGUGAAGGAUGCCAGAAAAGGGGCUUGUGCCAAUCACGUCAGUACUAUGGCAAACUUUCUAAAGGGAGCCCAUGUGACAAUUAAUGCCCGUGCUGAUGAGGACGCGGAGCCAGACACCAUCAUGGAGAAGGUUGCCAAAGCUUCUGGAGCCAAUUACAACUUCCAUAAGGAGACCAGCAGAGGCAGUGAUGCUCCCCAGGGCCCGGUGGGCUCUGUGUACCAGAAAACAAAUGCAAUGUCUGAAAUAAAACGGGUUGGAAAAGAGAACUUCUGGGCCAAGGCAGAGAAAGAUGAAGAGGAGCGCAUACAGGAUGAACAGAGAAGAACGAACCUGGAGAGGGAGAGAUUGGAGAGGGAGCGUAAAGAGAGAGAGCAGAAAGAGGCAGAGGAGAGGGAAAGACGAUUUAAGGAAAGGGCAGGAGCAAUAGAUGCCCAGAGGAUGCAACAGCUAGACGCAGACAAAAAAGAUCGGGACUCCGCUGCCCAGAGGUCAGUAAGUGCACGGGAGAUGUUCCAACAGAAAGAGCGCUCUAUGCCUAGUGCACCUGCGGCCAGCACCCAGCCUGGAAGGCUACGCAGUCCCUUCCUGCACAAGUCGACCAGUCAGCCUGAGCCAGAGUCUCCUCCAUCAUCCCCUGUAAAAAGUGUUCAAGAACCCCCUGCAUCCCCUGUGUAUCGUGCUCAUCAGACACCUCCAGAGUCUCCUGUUGCCCCUGUAUUUCAUGCACCUCCAGAACCCACUGUCAAUGUGAAAGAGCAAUCCUAUGAGCACGAGGAGGAGGAUUUGUACCAGGAGCCCGAAGAAGACGUUGUCUACGAAGAGCCUCCUAAGGAGGAUUCUAGAGUGCAGCAAGAGGAGGCCAUCUAUGAGAUUGGGGUGGAUGAAGACCGGGGACUGUGUGCCAGAGCGCUGUAUGACUACCAAGCUGCCGAUGAUACGGAGAUAUCAUUUGACCCCGACCAAAUUAUCACACACAUCGAGAUGAUUGAUGAGGGCUGGUGGCGUGGAUAUGGACCCGACGGGCAUUUCGGCAUGUUCCCUGCCAACUACGUGGAACGGCUGGAAUGAGCGAAGACUGAAGAAGAGAUUGAAGAGGGACCUUAAAAUGAGAGAGGCCCCUGUUUUACUGAAACGGUUAUAUUAUGAUGGGCUGUAACCACCUAAUGUUCUCCAUGUUCAGCCAUGUGGCAGACGGCUAGUCCUUACACAGUACACACCAUUCUUCCUGCCCGCCACCUGCUGCUUUUUCUUUCUUGACUCUUCUUCACAUAGACCUA
Messenger RNA from Bufo bufo (common toad), 1637 nucleotides. RefSeq names its product drebrin like (gene DBNL). Gene Ontology annotation, molecular function: actin filament binding. Lineage: Eukaryota; Metazoa; Chordata; Amphibia; Anura; Bufonidae. Gene Ontology annotation, cellular component: plasma membrane; dendrite; site of polarized growth. The transcript has 13 exons. Bases 97 to 1428 code for a protein of 443 amino acids. The record is from RefSeq and is a predicted model, not a curated record. Gene Ontology annotation, biological process: neuron projection morphogenesis; positive regulation of axon extension; postsynaptic actin cytoskeleton organization.